AUGUUGAUGGAGCCUUCACCCACCACUUCUCCCGAUCGGAGAGUUAAGUUUGUGUCUUCAGCAACUCUAUGUUUGUGUUUCUGUGGAUUAGCUUUCCUGAUUAGCAGUGCCUACGCCGUUUCACAAGAAGCCGACAUUCUUUUACAGUUAAAAGAGUCGCUACAGGGCAGUGGAGCUACAGAUUUUCUACCAGAUUGGUCCAACGCCUCCGCUUCAUCUGAUUUCUGUAUGUGGCAAGGCGUCAAGUGUACAUCGACAUCAACAUCUCGUAACGUCAUUUCCCUCGCUCUUCCCAGCCGAAACCUAUCCGGCCAUCUUUCUUCUAUGAUUGUUAAGCUUAGCCGGUUGGAGGAGCUCGACCUUUCCGGCAACAGAUUAAAUGGACAUGUUCCUCCUGAAUUGGGAAAUUGCAACCGCCUUCACCACCUCGAUCUCUCAAAUAACUUUUUCACUGGUGUCAUCCCAUCAACAUUGAUCAACUGCAGCUUGCUUACUUUUCUUGAUCUGAGUUCAAAUAAUAUAUCUGGUGUCAUUCUUCCGGAGCUGGGAGAGUUGUCAAACCUGUCCAAGCUUUAUUUAUAUGCCAACAAUCUCUCUGGAGCAGUGCCCGCCUCUCUUGGUAAGCUUGCAAAUCUUCAAGAUUUAAGAGUAGGGCAUGGUAACCGCUUUACUAGCUCCCUACCAAGUGAAAUUGGGAACUGCACCAAGCUUAGAUAUAUUAGCUUUGCCGCCUCCGAUUUGAAAGGCACAAUCCCACUGGAAAUCGGCAAACUGCAAAAGCUGGAAGAGUUAAAUUUAUUUGAUAACCAGUUGAAUGGUUUUCUCCCUUCAAGCAUUGGGAAUUGCACGGCACUGGAAGUGUUUGCUGUAUAUGGAAACAAAAUACAAGGUCCUAUUCCAAGAGAGUUUGGCCUUCUCAGACGCCUCCAAAUUUUAUGGUUGUAUGAGAAUCUUCUUUCAGGGGAUCUUCCCGCUGAAUUGGGCAACAUGUCAAUGGUGCAAGAGAUAUAUGUGGGUUCCAACAAUCUUGUUGGAAGUUUACCUGGGGAAAUCGGUAGGUUGAAAAGUUUGAGUUUUCUAAACCUUUCCAAUAAUAGUCUUUCUGGCCAGGUUCCUGAAUCCUUGGCAAAUCUUACAAGUUUACAAUUAUUAGAUUUGCAAAGAAAUCGAUUGAGCGGCGCCUUGCCGGAAGGAAUUGGUUUUCUACCGAAUCUUACAGAGCUGUACAUCAGUAGGAACAGACUGGAAGGUCAGCUGCCUACAUUUCUUGGAAAUUUCAGCAAUCUGAGCAUACUAGAUGCCUAUUCCAAUCGUCUAAGCGGCGAAUAUCCUCCUCCAUUAUGUAAGGCCAAGCAACUUAGAUAUCUGACUCUUUUCGAUAAUUUUCUGGUAGGAAAUAUCUCUUUGCUUUUGAAGGAUUGCGUUUCAUUGAGAAGAGUUCGAGUUCAAAAUAACCACUUCACAGGCCACAUUCCUUCAGAUAUCUCAAAAUUAUCUGAUCUGGCUUACCUGGAGCUGUCCUUCAACAGACUUCAUGGAGAAAUACCUGCCGAGGUAGGCCAACUCAAGAACCUCACUGAUCUCAUUCUUUGUGGGAAUUACUUAAGUGGCCCUAUUCCUCCCCAAAUUGGGGAUCUCAAAUACCUGGGUAGGCUCAAUUUGAGCAAUAACAAACUCAGCGGAAAUAUUCCUUCUCAACUCGGAAGUCUCAUGCGUUUAGAAGGUCUAGAUUUCAGUCGGAACUCGCUUGAAGGUGCUAUUCCUCAACAUCUCGGCAACAACUUUUCGGACCUGCUCAUCCUAAAGUUAAGCUGCAACAAUAUAAGUGGAAGUAUUCCGGCAUCUUUCAGAGAUUGCUCGAGAUUGAUAGAGUUAGACCUAUCUCGAAACCGACUUGAAGGAUCGAUUCCAAGGGAAAUAGGAAAGCUGGUGCAUCUGUCAACUGGGUUGGAUCUCAGUUGGAACAGGCUAUCUGGCUCUCUUCCACCAGAGAUUGCAAAUCUGGUGCUACUUGAAUCAUUAGACGUCUCCCACAACCAACUAUCUAGUCAGAUUCCACCUGCUUUGUCAGGGUUAGUACUUCUUUCCAAAUUCAAUUUUUCAUAUAAUCUAUUCAGUGGCCGAAUUCCCGCAGUAAAAGCUUUCUCUGAGGGCAACGCAAGCGCCUUUGAUGGUAACGAUGCUCUAUGUGGCCCACCCAUUUCCAAAUCUUGCUUGGAAAGUAGUAAUAGUACUAGUAAUAACAAGAGUUUGGGGACAGGCAGGAUGGUUGAAAUUGUUAUUGCUGGAUUGGCUACUAUUACACUUGUCAUAAUAUGUCUUGUGUAUUACGGAAGCAGGAGCAAGGUAACUGCACAAGGUGAAGAAAUGAACAAAGAGGAGGAUACAGGCGAUGGUUCACUCAGCAAAGUGGAGGUGGAGAUUGCCAGAGGUUAUAAGCACAGGAUUACAUAUCAAGAAAUAUUGAACGCCACGGAAGAAUUCAGUGAUAAUUAUCUAAUCGGCUCUGGCAGCUUCGGAAAAGUGUACAAGGUUCUUCUGACGGAAUUGGAGAACAGUCUCACAAUAGCUGCGAAGGUCAUGAAAUUGCGGGAGGAGGGGAGAAGUAGUUUAAUGCGCGAGAUAGAAGCUCUCAACUUCAUCCGCCACAAAAACAUUGUACGUUUUCUUGGGUUCGUGUAUGGGGACACCAUCAACAUGGACGUUCUGCUCUUCGAAUAUAUGUCAAAGGGUUCUUUGGGGAAAGCACUCAAAUCAGAAAGGCUAGGGUGGAAGAUUCGACUGAAUAUAGGUUUGGGUGUGGCGCAGGCUCUGAAAUAUUUGCACCACGACUGCACACCUCCAAUCGUACACCGUGACCUCAAAUCGGCCAACAUUUUGCUGGAUGAUGAAUACGUAGCACAUUUGGCCGACUUCGGCCAUGCAAAACUGAUGUAUUCAGAAGGCCAAAGCAGUAGCUCCUCCCUUUUUGUUGGCACUCAUGGUUAUAUGGCUCCAGAAUGCGGCUCUGGAGUUAGGUUUUCCCCGAAGCAAGAUUUGUUCAGCUUCGGAGUCGUGUUGCUGGAGCUAGUUACCGGCAAAGCAGCCAUCGUGGAUGCGGGAGGAGGAGAAAGCAGAGGUUUGGCUGAAUGGGCUGCUAUCAUGAGGAAGAAUGAUGCUCACGUUGUGCUGGAUUUAAUAGAUUCAGAGCUGCUAAAUGAUUAUGAAACAUUUAGCGAUGAAAUUGAGAAAGUGAUUGAGAUUUCCCUUCUCUGCACUCGACCAUCGCCAAAAGAGAGGCCAUCCAUGCGAAAAGUGGUGGCCUUGCUUUCUCCUCCAUCUCCAGUCGUACUUCGGUAUUUAAAUAGUUAAAAUAAUUGAAUAUCUAUUUCAGUUUGCACUGGUCACAUUGUUGGUGCACACUGCAUAUAAAAUUAUACUUAUUUUUUUUAAAAGAAGGUGACAAUUAAUCUAUAUCUUUCACAGGUAAGGUAUGUAGACUCAGUUUACAUUAUAGU
Molecule: messenger RNA, 3497 nt
Organism: Cryptomeria japonica (Japanese cedar)
Lineage: Eukaryota; Viridiplantae; Streptophyta; Pinopsida; Cupressales; Cupressaceae
Product: probable leucine-rich repeat receptor-like protein kinase At5g63930
Exons: 2
Coding region: 1-3351 (1116 amino acids)
Biological process (GO): hormone-mediated signaling pathway; protein phosphorylation
Cellular component (GO): plasma membrane
Molecular function (GO): protein kinase activity; protein binding; ATP binding
Source: RefSeq, a predicted model, not a curated record